This is a messenger RNA of Xylona heveae TC161, 1474 nucleotides long. RefSeq names its product Fibrillarin. Bases 219 to 1166 code for a protein of 315 amino acids. Gene Ontology annotation, cellular component: nucleolus; small-subunit processome; box C/D methylation guide snoRNP complex. Gene Ontology annotation, biological process: rRNA methylation; box C/D sno(s)RNA 3'-end processing. The record is from RefSeq and is a predicted model, not a curated record. The transcript has 4 exons. Lineage: Eukaryota; Fungi; Ascomycota; Xylonomycetes; Xylonales; Xylonaceae. Gene Ontology annotation, molecular function: RNA binding; histone H2AQ104 methyltransferase activity; rRNA methyltransferase activity.
UGGUAUUUUGACGCUUUUGGUACCAAGGCUCGUCUCAAAAAGUCUUAGCGAGUUAGGCUAAGCGUCGAGCGAAAAAGCUCAAUCUCUAGAAUCUUUGUCCGGCCGUCAAUCUGCGAUACUGCCUGACCUGACAAUCUGCUGGACUUGCGCGACUGGUCCUGGGAGCGCGCAGCCCUUAAUUAAUUCAUCUACGAAGAAUCGAAUUUCGCCAUAAAAUAAUGGCUUUCACACCUAGAGGAGGCCGUGGAGGUCCCCGUGGCGGUGCCCGAGGCGGUGGUCGCGGAGGUGCACCCAGAGGAGGUGGUCGUGGUGGCCGUGGUGGUGCUCCCGCUAGAGGAGGUGGUAGAGGCGGUCGCGGUGCCCCCAGAGGUGGUCGCGGCGCUCCCAGAGGUGGCCGUGGUGGUGGCAAGCCUGGUGCCAGGGGCGGUGCGAAGACCAUCGUUGAGCCCCAUCGUCAUGCCGGUGUUUUCGUUGCCCGUGGCAAGGAGGACAUGCUUGUCACGAAGAACUUGACCCCUGGUGAAUCCGUCUAUGGCGAGAAGCGCAUCGCUGUUGAGACACCCAAUACCGAGACCGUCAAUGGCGAAGUCGCCCCUGCUACCAAGACCGAAUACAGAGUGUGGAACCCGUUCCGAAGCAAGCUUGCUGCCGGUAUCCUUGGUGGUGUCGACCAGAUCUUUAUGGGCCCAGGCUCCAAGGUCCUCUACCUUGGUGCUGCCUCCGGUACCUCCGUCUCCCACGUUGCUGACAUUGUCGGCCCUACUGGUACCGUCUUUGCCGUUGAGUUCUCGCACCGCUCUGGACGUGACUUGAUCAACAUGGCCACCCACCGCACCAACGUCAUCCCUAUCAUUGAGGACGCUCGUCACCCUCUCCGCUACCGUAUGCUGGUAUCCAUGGUCGACGUCAUCUUCGCCGAUGUUGCCCAGCCUGACCAGGCUCGUAUCGUCGCAUUGAACGCCUCUCUUUUCCUCAAGACUGGCGGUGGUAUUCUCAUCUCCAUCAAGGCGAACUGUAUCGACAGUACUGCUGCCCCCGAAGCCGUUUUUGCCAGAGAGGUGCAAAAGAUGAGAGAAGACAAGAUCAAGCCUCUCGAACAGCUGACGCUAGAACCCUUCGAGAGAGACCACUGUAUCGUCGUUGGAAAGUACAAUCGUCAUGCUUAAUUCGAAAAGUUUUGAAAUACCUGCUCUUUGUGUCUUAUUAUUCGGAUGUAUUGGGAUGAGGCAAUCUGGUGGUAGAUAUGCAGAUCGCGCACGCAUUCGUGUUCAUUAGGUCUCUGCUAUUUCUUCUUCAUCUCUGGUUCAUGGGUGUAAAUCAUUGGUAACGGAGUCUGAAAUGGAUCAUCUAAUUAUUCAAUCUUUUCAAAUUAUGGUGCCUUUGUGACGCUUGUAGGGUCUGCGAAAUUUGAUUGUGAUACGGGCAACAAGUGAUAAGUUUAAUGCUUUGACUGAUCAUAUUAAUUUGACUGCCA